AUAUACAGGAUAGUUGACUUCAACAUGGAGAAUUCUGAGGUGGGUUCUUUUAUGCGGAACCGAAGGUUUGGGAGCUAUUUUGAUGCUAGUUCUGCGGGGCCGGCAUCGCCACGGCCGAAACCGGUGGCGAAGGUGGUGGAGCAGCCACAGCAGAGGGUGGAAUCCGAUGAGUACGCAACCGACGAUGAUGGGUGGUUUUCUUUGUUGAUUUCUUCGGUCAGAAUUAUUGUGUGUUUUGUAUCAAUGAUGUUUACAACAUUAAUAUGGGCUUUGAUCAUGCUGGUGCUUCUGCCAUGGCCUUACCAGAGAAUUAGGCAGGGCAAUAUCUAUGGACAUGUCACUGGUAAAAUGCUGGAUUCUCUUGGUUGA
This is a messenger RNA of Olea europaea var. sylvestris, 369 nucleotides long. RefSeq names its product 1-acyl-sn-glycerol-3-phosphate acyltransferase-like. The annotation marks the transcript as partial. The transcript has 2 exons. The record is from RefSeq and is a predicted model, not a curated record. NCBI's taxonomy places the organism in Eukaryota, Viridiplantae, Streptophyta, Magnoliopsida, Lamiales, Oleaceae.